CCCGGCCGGGCCUGCGGGCAGCGGCGUGCCCGGCCGCUGCAGGGCUGCCGCCGGAUCGCUCACCUGGUGCGAGCUGCCAGUGCCGCCUGGUGCUGCCCAGCCUUGGCUUGUGUGCAUAUGGUAGCUGCCAGCAAGGGGAGAACGCAUUUUGGGCUAUAGCUUAAAACUUUACUGGUGUUCCCUUGCUUCUCCCUGCUUGAGGGGUUUUAUUCGUUGAGUGGAGAGGAAGUGGUGGAGGAAAUGACCUAGAGGCCUUACAAAUACAUUCGUGCAUUUUUGUUCUGAGUCUGCAAUUGAGGGCAAACGCAGUCUGGAAGCACCACUUCUUAAUGUUACACCAGAAACAACUACCUCAACUAACAGGGAAAGGGGAAGAAGGCUUGCAAUAACAAACACUCGAGUUUUUAAUAGCUUAUAUUUGCAAAGUCUUCUGUAAACAGUCCAGAUUUUUUCUCCCCUCCGAUAUUAAGAAGAGACACUACAGGUAAAUUGAGUUGGCAGACUGGAUCUGUCAAGACAUUUGAAGAUAUUUGAUCUGCUGACAUAAGGAUUUGCUUUUUCAAGGAAAGAGCCUCUGCACUGCUUUUAUAAUCGCUGUUGAUCGGUGGUUUGCUCCACUUUUCCUGAUACUACUAAUGGGAGAAUUGUAUUAAUUGCUUCUAAACCUAUCAUUUGCAUUGACAAAAUUAACUUUUGUAGAUGUAACAGCAAGUGACAAUGUCAUGCUCGUGAAGAACUUGUAGGCGAUCCCUUCUCUGCUCCAGUUGGCUUUUCUGCUUGCAGAGGGGGUACCACACAAGAGACAGAGCUUUAUUGAGAUACUUGGGCUUGCUUUUUGAGUACAGUUUAUAACUGCAGCAGGGCUGCACCGAACACUGAAAACACAGAGUCAGCGAAUCUGCUGCCAUUCCCACUGCUGAUACAGAUUAUACAGACGCUCGCCUUUCUGAAAUGCCUUUUGUGGAACCUAUGUACACAGUCCUGCAUUGUUACUGUACAUAGAUACUCGAGGAAGGAAUUUGACAAGUGAUUGUUAAUUGAAGAACUCUCUGGACAAGCACUCACUUAUGUAUUGCUGCAGUGCACAAGAAAGCAAAAUGGACUAUAAGCGGCGCUUUUUGCUUGGCGGGUCCAAGCAGAAGGUGCAGCAACACCAGCAGUACCAGCUGCCCGAGCUGGGCCGGGCCCUGAGCGCCCCGCUGGCGUCGGCCACCCCCGGCUCCCCGCUGGUGUCCCCGGCUGCUGCGGGCGGCUGCUCCCACCCCGCCCCCCACACCACUCCCAUCGCUGACAUCCAGCAGGGAAUCUCCAAGUACCUGGACGCGCUCAACGUCUUCUGCCGAACGAGCACUUUCCUCACGGAGCUGUUCAGCGGCGUCUUCAGGAACUCGCACUACUCCAAGGCAGCUAUGCAACUGAAGGACGUGCAGGAACAUGUCAUGGAAGCGGCCAGUCGACUCACAGCAGCAAUAAAACCAGAAAUAGCAAAAAUGCUGAUGGAGCUGAGUGCAGGAGCUGCAAACUUCAAGGAUCAAAAAGAGUUCAGCCUGCAGGACAUUGAGGUACUUGGGCGAUGUUUCUUGACAGUGAUGCAGGUCCACUUCCAAUUCCUGUCACAGGCUUUGCAGAAGGUCCAGCCAGUGGCACACUCCUGCUUUGCUGAAGCUGUAGCUCAGGAGAGGAAGAAUGUUAGUGGGACUGGAGCCUCAAAUACAAGCCCCACAAAUGAGCUGGAGGAUGCAAUAAGAUCGUGGAGGGGAGCAGCAGAGGCCACAUCUCGACUGCGAGAAAGAGGCUGUGAUGGAUGUUUGGCAGGAAUUGAAGUUCAGCAACUUUUCUGCUCACAGAGUGUGGCCAUCCCUGAACAUCAGCUCAAAGAGCUAAACAUGAAAAUUGACAGUGCUUUGCAGGCUUACAAAGUGGCUCUGGAGAGCUUGGGUCAUUGUGAAUAUGCAAUGAAGGCUGGCUUCCACUUGAACCCAAAAGCAAUUGAAGCAAGUCUUCAGGGCUGUUGCAGUGAAGCUGAAGCCCAGCAAACAGGAAGGAGACAGACUCCACCUCAGCCCAUUCAGUGUGAGCUGCCCACUGUCCCUGUCCAGAUCGGAUCCCAUUUUCUGAAAGGAAUCUCCUUCAAUGAGUCUGCAGCAGAAAACCUGAAGCUGAAAACGCACACAAUGCUGCAGCUGAUCAAGGAAGCAGGAUGCCACAAUGGACUCACGCCCCGGGACGACUCCCCCGUGACUGAAGUGCUGAACCAGGUCUGCCCCUCCACGUGGAGAGGAGCCUGCAAAACUGCUGUGCAGCUCUUGUUUGGCCAGGCUGGACUGGUGGUUGUGGACACGGCACAGAUUGAAAAUAAAGAAGCCUAUGCUCCUCAGAUAAGUUUAGAAGGAUCAAGAAUUGUGGUGCAAGUUCCAUCAACUUGGUGUCUGAAAGAAGAUCCAGCAACAAUGUCUUUGCUACAGAGGAGUCUGGAUCCGGAGAAGACUUUGGGGCUGGUAGAUGUGCUCUACACUGCUGUGUUUGAUAUACACAGGUGGAAGGAAGGAAGGGAGCAAGCUUUGCCCUGUAUUCAGAUCCAGUUGCAGCGUGAGAUCUCAGACUUUGGGAGCCAAGUUGACAUGCCAUCGGGGAAUGGAAGCAAAUCUUCAGGGGGCCUGCAAAAGACAUUCUCAAAACUGACUUCACGGUUUACAAAAAAAACUUCCUGCAGCAGUACAAGUAACACAGGAAGUUACUCAAUCCCCAAUACACCUUCCAAAAACGUCUUCAUAAGUUCCAGCUCAGAGGAGAAAGCUAAAAUGCCCACGAACAUGGACACACGGUUGCAGAACAUCCUGAACAUUGGUAGCUUCCCUCGGAGCGCAGAUGCUCUGCCAGCUCAGAGCACCAGUAACCAGCUGGUCAAUGGGUUUCUGGUGGAGAGACGGGACAGCUUCUUCAAACCAGAUGAUGGCAAGGAUGACAAAGGUAUGAAUUUACCAACUGACCAAGAAAUGCAGGAUGUUAUAGAUUUCUUGUCUGGUUUUAACAUGGGCAAGUCUCAGCAGACUUCUCCGAUGGUGAAAAGAAGGAACUCUGUUGCAUCCUCUACAGCAACAGAACAAAAGUCAGGAGCAGUUCAACAGCAGCCACAGUCUGUGUCUCACACUCCACUGCAUCCUCCUCAGCAAGGCUUGUCCCAGCAGCAGUCCCAAAAGCAGCAGCAGCAAAUGCAGUAUUACCAACACUUGCUUCAACCUAUUGGACCACAGCAACGUGUACCUGCCAAAUGGCUCAGUAAUUCUUCACAGCAGCAAGCCCCGGCUGUUGGAGCUGGAUUGUCUCAUAUAAAUCAGUGGAACAAUCCUGGUUUUUCAGAUUUAAGCUCUGAUUUGUACAGCUUGGGUCUUGUGAGCAGCUAUAUGGACAAUAUGAUGGCAGAGAUGUUAGGACAGAAACCACAAGGACCUAGAAACAACACAUGGCCAAAUCGUGACCAAACUGAUGGAGUGUUUGGGAUGUUGGGAGAAAUCCUGCCUUUUGACCCUGCAGUUGGCUCUGACCCCGAGUUUGCCCGCUAUGUUGCUGGGGUGAACCAGGCUAUGCAGCAGAAGAGGCAAGCACAGCACGUCCGGCGUCCGAGCAGCACGCGCGGCAACUGGCCUCUGACCGAUGAUCCUCACAAAACCUGGCCCUUCCCUGACUAUUUCACCGAGGGUGAUGUGACAAACAGCUGGUCUGGUACUCAAGGGGACUCUGCCAGCUCAAGUGAUGAGACCUCCUCAGCCAACGGAGACAGUUUGUUCUCCAUGUUCUCAGGGCCAGACCUUGUUGCUGCUGUAAAGCAGAGGAGAAAGCACAGCAGUGGUGAACAGGAACCCAGCACACUGCCAUCGCCUCCCCUUCUCUCUGCAGCAGAUGACCGCAGUCAGGAUAACAAGACCAAAACGUGGCCUCCCAAGGCCCCGUGGCAGCACACAUCCUCGGUGCCCAGCACGCUGCCCAGCCAGAGCACGUCCCUGUACCCGCUGAGCAGCGCGGUGAGCCAGUGGAGCGACACCAUGCAGAUGCUGCAGUCGCCCAUGUGGGCCAGCGAGUGCGCGCCGGCGGCCGCCAUCUCCUCCAGCUUCGCCUACGCGCAGCAGCAGCAGCAGGCCCAGCAGGCUGCCCAGCACAAACACAUCAACAAGGGCUUCAAAUCCUUCCCCGUAAAGCACGAGCGCAGACCGUCCUACCUGCACCAGUACUGACUGCUGCUCCCACGGGAAAGUGCAGCGCAGGGCCAAAUGGAAACCACCUUACUUGGAUUCACAGUGCUGUGGUGGCUACAUCCUGUUUCUCUCUUGGUGUGGGAUGAGGGGGUUUGGGUGAGAUAGACAAACUCUUGGAUUCUGAGUUACAGUGCUGAGCAAAUAUGGCCAAUAUGUUUGGUGUACAUGAAACAGCCCAAAACUGUGAUGUAGAAAUGCUUUUAAAAAUGUGUAAUUGCCUUUACUUUCAAGACAUUUUUUUUUCUAAAAAGAACUGCUGAAGGACUACCAUACAAGAAACACUGUAUUUUAUAGCUAUUUUUCAUAUAGAUUUAUAGUUAAACAUCUUACUGAAACACAUUGAAUAUGUUGAAGCAAAUAUAUAGUGGUCACUUUGCUCAACACUGUUUGUGUUUAAAUUUAUAAAGGACAAGCUGUAGAGCCUUUGUAUUCUCCAUUACAGCCUGUGGGCAGCUUUUUUAAAAUGAAGUGCAACAGCAGCUUUUCCUGUGCCACACAAGCCAGUUCAUUUGGGAACGGCUGCAGAAACAGCUGCAAAACUGGGUUUUGUGGCAGUUUCCUCUAGGUGAAGAUCAGCAGAACCACUCAGCCUUGUGUUGCAAACGUUAUCAGAGCUGCUUGAUGUAGAUGGCACCUGUGUGACACUGGGACCCUGGUUCUCACACACCUGUGUGACAGUGGGACCCUGGUUCUCACACACACCUGUGUGACACUGGGACCCUGGUUCUCACACACACCUGUGUGACACUGGGACCCUGGUUCUCACACACACCUGUGUGACACUGGGACCCUGGCUCUCACACACCUGUGUGACAGUGGGACCCUGGUUCUCUCACACCUGUGUGACAGUGGGACCCUGGUUCUCUCACACACCUGUGUGACAGUGGGACCCUGGUUCUCACACACACCUGUGUGACACUGGGACCCUGGUUCUCACACACACCUGUGUGACAGUGGGACCCUGGUUCUCUCACACACCUGUGUGACAGUGGGACCCUGGUUCUCUCACACACCUGUGUGACACUGGGACCCUGGUUCUCUCACACACCUGUGUGACAGUGGGACCCUGGUUCUCACACACACCUGUGUGACAGUGGGACCCUGGUUCUCACACACACCUGUGUGACACUGGGACCCUGGUUCUCACACAAACGUGUCCUGUGGCUGUUUGGCCAAAGGCAUUAUCCACACGGUGCUCCUGCAGUGUGUGAAAGCAAAGCCUGAGAGACUACUUGCGUUUAUUUAAAGUCUUAUUUCAGAUGCUACAGUUGAUUAAAAAUUGUGAGCUGGCUCAGAAGAUACUAAAACCGAAAUGUGGGGUAGCAUUUAGUUAAAAGAACAUUAUUUUUUUUAAAAAAAAUAAAGUAAUUAUUUGCAGUCAAUAUGUGCCAUUAAGUGAACCUGUGGAAUUAGGAAUAAUCUUCCAACCAAAGUGGAUUGGGGUGAGUGACUGGUGCUUACAAAUUGAAGAACAAUGGUAAAUAUAUGUAUACCUAUCCCACUGUAUAUGAACUGAGAUUACAGAAGAUUCUUUAUAUAGUUAGAGCUUAUUUAAAUUUUCAUAUUUCAUCUUUGAAAGAGUCUAAAAACCACAAUAUUUUCUGGUAUAAGAGUUUUGACAGUAUUAAUCUUAUUUUUGUAUUUUUCUUAAGUCAUAUCAUUCUAAUAUGUUAACUACUAGGUUCUAACUACAUAAUUUUUCAAUGAAGAUAAAGCACAUUUUUUGGUUUUGGUUUUACAAACUAAGAACAUCUAUAUCUAAAGAUACCAAAAAAAAAAAUACAUUAUAUAUAUAUAUAUAUAUAUAUAUAUAAAUAAAAAGUAUACACAACACUAAAACUAUUAAACAUUUGGGUAUUUAAAACCCAUCCACCUUUUUUGUUUGUAUGGUGACGGGCUCUAUUUGCAGGCCCAGAUUGUUACCUUUUGUGCUGUUUGAGGAUGCCAAUGUUGCCUGUAUUUAUGAUAUUGUCACCAUGUUUUCUGAAACUUCAUACUUACCAUGUUUACAAAGAUUUGUUUGCUGUACAUAGACUUUUUACAGUAAUGUGCUUUGCACAAUCAGUGUGGCUUCUGUCUGUAAAUUGUUAAUGGUCUGUACUACUAUAAUUUUGAAAACCCUCCACUGAAAAUGUUAGUGGUUAUUUAACUUCAUGAAUGGUUUCGAGUUUCCUAAAUCUUGUUGUUUAGAUCUAAUAUAAAAUCCCAAAUUUGGUUGUACUUACUUGGUUAUUCAUACUAAGACCAAAAUGGAAGUUAAUCAAAACAACUUAAUUUUGAACUUUUU
Messenger RNA from Oenanthe melanoleuca, 6540 nucleotides. RefSeq names its product granule associated Rac and RHOG effector 1 (gene GARRE1). Gene Ontology annotation, molecular function: CCR4-NOT complex binding. The transcript has 14 exons. Bases 1068 to 4232 code for a protein of 1054 amino acids. Gene Ontology annotation, biological process: Rac protein signal transduction. The record is from RefSeq and is a predicted model, not a curated record. NCBI's taxonomy places the organism in Eukaryota, Metazoa, Chordata, Aves, Passeriformes, Muscicapidae.